AUGGCUCAGCAUGGUUUUAGUAUGUUUUCUAAGCUUGCGGAUGCUAUAGAUUGUGGCAACUGGGUUUGGCCUGAAGCUUGGAGGAAUUUAUUCCCGGUCCUUUUUCAGCUCCAACCCAUUUUGUUAUCGGCUGGCGUUCAAGAUAGAAUCAUGUGGAUGAAUUCGGAAGGUAACUUGGUCUCGUUUGAGUCUAAAGAGGUGUGGGCGGCUAUUCGUUCUCGGGGUCACGCUGUUGAAUGGUCGAAUGUUGUUUGGUCUCGGUUUAAUAUCCCUAAACAUGCAUUCAUUAGUUGGCUGAUUCUUAAGAGGAAGUUGUGGACUCAAGACAGGAUUCUUCACUGGAAUCAUACCGUAACCGGUUCUAUGAAUCAAAUGUGUUGUCUUCUUUGUUAUACAGUUCGAGAAAAAGGAGAUAUGUCUCGGCUCAAUGAAAAAUGGGACGUCAUUAUGCAAUGGUUGGUGCCUAGAGCUACUCAUCGAUCUAUUAAGGAGGUUACGAGCAGACUUAUAGUGGAAGCUUCGGCGUAUUUUAUUUGGAUGGAAAGGAAUGCUAGAUUUUUCAACAACCAACUUAGACCGCCGGAACAAAUUGUGGAACUUAUUUUGCAUACGGUCCGAACAAAAUUGCUCUCUUUCAAGUACAAAGCCAGUGCCAAUGUCAACAGGUUUUUGGAGAAGUGGAACGUGCAUGGGGUAGAGACCUUUGAUGACCAUUGUUAG
This is a messenger RNA of Helianthus annuus (common sunflower), 720 nucleotides long. RefSeq lists its product as uncharacterized. The transcript has 2 exons. NCBI's taxonomy places the organism in Eukaryota, Viridiplantae, Streptophyta, Magnoliopsida, Asterales, Asteraceae. The coding region runs from base 1 to 720 and encodes 239 amino acids. The record is from RefSeq and is a predicted model, not a curated record.